This is a messenger RNA of Saccostrea cuccullata (small rock oyster), 2818 nucleotides long. RefSeq lists its product as uncharacterized. Bases 1195 to 2436 code for a protein of 413 amino acids. The transcript is spliced from 3 exons. Lineage: Eukaryota; Metazoa; Mollusca; Bivalvia; Ostreida; Ostreidae. The record is from RefSeq and is a predicted model, not a curated record.
CAUAUUCAUAACAUUCAUAAGUUUCUUCGUAUCAAUGUUUCUUAAUAUGGUUCUAUUUGCCGAUACACAUUUAAUAUGUUUGCCUAAACAUUGGUCCUGUUUUUCAUCUCAUACUAAAUUGCUGCAUUUGAAAGAGGAAAGAGGAAUUUUUCAAAUUUUGAAGUAGUGAGUUUUACAAUGGUGUUUAGGGAUUUCGGAUUUAAAGCCGGAUAAAUAUAUUCGAAUAAGCAUCAGAUAUGGAACAUAGGUAUUAACCUUUUAUUGAUGCACUGUAUACGGGUGUUAUAGCAGUUGAAAUUACCUCAUCAAUGAGAAUGCUAUAAAGACAUUUAAUGUUGACAGAAACUACUUCACUUUCCCGAGUACUGCCGAACGGGGCAAAUUACAGAGAACAAGUGAAGGUGAAAUGUGAAACCAAGAGAGCAAGAACAGUUUUUGUUGUGAAGAAGUAAAUCAAUGUUGUUCCUGAAGCAGAAUUCAAAUUAUUUUGAAUCUUGUGCAAGGAAAUCAGAUGUUUUGGAUUUGAGGUGAAUUUUGAAGGCUGUCUAAUGCUCUGAGAACAUAUGUGAAAUCAUUAUUUCAUCUGCAGCUUUAGAAUUGCUGAAAACGUCAAAAUCUGUGGAAUUUGUUUCAAAAAGAGUAAUCGAAAUACCGAAUGUGUAACUCGGAUAGACAUUGAAUUCUUUUUCAAGUCGGUUCUUUGUUCAUAGGAAAUUUAAUUUACCUGUGUGUUUCGGCUCAUGACAAUGCAUGUUGAGUUUCAAUCUUGUGUAUUUGUGCCAAUUAUUUGAGGACUAUCUGCCCAUGAUCACAAAUUAAUUUCAUAAAAUAUCAGUAAAAUUGAAAUUCGAGUAUAGAAACAGCCUGUAAUUUUCAAGGUUAAUACCGUUAAAAAAGGAGAACCUCAUAAAUAACCUACAUUUACAAUGAAACAAACCUUUGUUUGUCAUCGUAUGAUGAAUGUAGAUCUAAUACAGAAAUACUUAGGUUUAUAAAUGAACAAAGAGUCUCAAUUUGGAUACCCGAGACAGUGUCAGGGGAAAACAUAUAUAUUUAAGAAAAAAUAACGUUCAAUUUAUUAUUCUCGAGAUAAAUUAUCAAUGAUUUCUAAUGGGCAUGAAAUUAAAACUUGACAUAUAACAAUUGCCAAGACUGCAUGGUGCAUAUAAGAGUGGAGGUUUUAUGUGAUAUUUAAUGAUGCAAGGUAUGGAUCACCAAAUUCCUAAGCCUAAUGCCCCUUUAGAGGCUCAUAACAUGAGAGAAAUGACCAUCAGAAAUAGUGUGGAAAAACUAGAGUGCGAAAAGAGACAGAAAAUUAUUGAAAAACAGAGAAGUUAUUUUGUUCGUCAACAUUCGAGAGAUGAAAAUGAAAUUAAGCAGAUAUUACUCCGCUUGCAACAGGAACAAGAGACAAUGCACGACGAAUUGGAAGACUCUACACUUUACACAGAGCCUGACACGCCCUUGAGUACACUGUGUGACCUUGAGAAAGAGUCAGAUGAACGGGAGGAGGUGGUCAAUCCGUACCCACUGGUCAUCCUCCCUAAAUACGGAUCUCCAACCCGACUGAAAAACAAAGCUAGAGACGAAACUGGCAGUCCACCAAGGACUAGCAACAAAUCUGACAGUGAUGAUCUGCAGAAUAAGUCAUCAACAUUUCGAGCCACAGUUAUUGCCGCGUCAUUUAUUAAUAAAUUGCAUGCUCCUAUUGCUGCAAGAAAAGGCGGGAAGAGCCCUUUCAAAGGAGGAGACAAUGCAAUAUGGGUCGGUGACCCAGAAUACAUUUCCUCCAUUCGCCGACCCCGGAAGUCGAUUACUGACAUGAAUCAUCAGAAAAGUAUUUAUCGAGCAAAAUCCGACCUCCACAGGUUUGAAGGUCUCAAUCCAUCAUCACAAAGUGGUUCCACAGUUAACGUCAGAGGCGAAACCCCGAGGUCCAAACACAGAGACAGUCCGGGAGAAUUACAUAUCCCGUCAAAUACUUCUUCUGAAGAGAAAAAUUCAAAACAAACUGAAACUUCACCAAAAUUCAUUCGAAAAUUAUCAAAAGACAGACAGACUUUUGAAAAGAACCCUAGUAAUGACAGUGUCGGAACAGAAUCGAGAAGGUCACCAAGAGCCAGAAGGGGUUCAUUAGAAAAGUGUGCAAGAGCAAAGUCAAAUGCUGAGCGAAAUCAGCUCUCUACUAGGAGAUCUAAAAGUCGUCAAGACCUGACAAAAUCAGAUGAUGCCGAUGGUCAAAAAUUCUUUUCUGGAGAGAAAACACAUUCCAGAAAGUCGUCAUUGAAGAAAAAGAAAGAGGAAAACGAUGCGACAACAGAUAAGCCUAAGAAAAUUUCUUUUGCGGACGACUCCUUACCGAAAAGAAGUGGGUCCUUAAAAGAGAAAAAAACAUCUGUUUCCGGUCGCCCAAGAUCCUCUUCUGGAAGUACAUAGCAGUUUUUUUGGUUUAUAUCAGCUGAAAUUAAACAAUCUAGAACCACAACUCAGAGCUUUUCUAGCAGUAUAUACUCCCAUCUUUUGAUUCCAGAAAUCAAACCAAAGCUAAUUAAAAGUUUCUUUUGUCUGGAAAAUUGAGAAAUUAUAAUCUGUGAACAGUGAAAAAGGUUAAAGGAACAGAAAAGAAAAGCGCUGUAAAUUGCCAUUUUUAUUUCUGGAUACUGAAAGUUUUUUUUUAUUUUUAAAACAGUUAGUGAAAUAUUUCUCUAAUAUGAAUGACCUAUAAAAUUGGGACUCUGAUAAACAUAUAUAAUGUAAAUGUUAUGAUUUGUGAUCAGUUAAUACGACACUGUUUGACAUUUUAAUGGAGAGCACUAUA